CAGACGACGCCGUAAUGACGAGGGUUCUCUUUGAAACAAGGGCGGUUUCCUUGUUCUUUAUUACUUUACUGGUGUCCCUGUUGCUAUCUUCCUUCUCAAAUUUCAAUUUUGGUUAAUCUUAAUCAUCAUCAACGAAACCAAUUAUGGGAGAUUCGGACAGAGGGAAGGUGAAGGAGAAUGAGGUCAAGGAGGGAGUAGCUUCAAUAGCAUUGUUGCCAUGUGGGUCCAUAUCUGGCCACUUCAUCCAACUUCCCCACAAUAUUUGCUAUGGCCUCCAUGGAACUGAACUGGAAUGCGAGAGAGAGUGUAGCAGGGGUGAGGAUUACCGUCUGAUCAAGCUCACAAUCAUAGAUUACAAAAGAAAGAAAGAAGGAGAUGCUUUUGUGGAGUGUAGAGGUCAUGAUGCUGCUCGGUUAAGUAGCAUAGAUCAUGCUCAUGGUUGGGAGAAAGAUGUUGUUGGUAUGGUUGAAGAGAAACAUGGGAAGAACAAGAUAGUAGUUUCUUUCAACUGUGAGACACUGAAAGCUGAGAAAGCAGCAGAAGACCAUAUCAGAAACUUCAUGCCUAAAUUAGCCGGUCUUGAUGCUGUUGUAAACAUUGGGCGGAUGAGCAUUACAGGGUUGGAUUUUGAAGAUGAGGAACUUGAAUCAAAGCAGAAUUUACCUGAACUCUAAUGCAUGUUUCUUUCCCUAUAAGAGUAGUAGUAUUCCCAUCUUGGUCAAUUUUGUGAUUUUGAGCCUUAUUAAUUCCUAGUUUUAAAGAUUGUGAUGUUGGUUUGGUUAAAACUUAAAAGACAAAUCAAUAUAAAAUAUAUUACAGAGAUGAAAUCUACUUUGUUUCCGG
This is a messenger RNA of Cannabis sativa, 843 nucleotides long. RefSeq lists its product as uncharacterized. Bases 144 to 674 code for a protein of 176 amino acids. The transcript is spliced from 6 exons. NCBI's taxonomy places the organism in Eukaryota, Viridiplantae, Streptophyta, Magnoliopsida, Rosales, Cannabaceae. The record is from RefSeq and is a predicted model, not a curated record.